Musa acuminata AAA Group (dessert banana) is the source of this 291-nucleotide messenger RNA. RefSeq names its product auxin-responsive protein SAUR32. Gene Ontology annotation, biological process: response to auxin. Lineage: Eukaryota; Viridiplantae; Streptophyta; Magnoliopsida; Zingiberales; Musaceae. The coding region runs from base 1 to 291 and encodes 96 amino acids. The record is from RefSeq and is a predicted model, not a curated record. The transcript has a single exon.
AUGAUGCAAGAGGACAAGAGGAUGAAGGUGAAGAAGGGAUCGGUCACCGUGAGAGUCGGCCUCGAAGGCGAAGAAGGCGGCUUCCGGAAGUUCGUUAUCCCCAUCUCCUACCUCCACCAUCCCCUCUUCCAGAGGCUCCUCGAGUCGGCACAGGAGGUGUACGGUUUCUACUCCUCGGGGCCGCUGAAGCUGCCUUGCUCCGUCGACGACUUCCUCCACCUCCGGUGGCGCAUCGAGAGGGAGUCGCACCACUCGCAUGGCCACCACCGCCAGUCUUUGCAUUCAUGCUGA